AUGGCCGCCCCCAGGCAGCCCGCGGCGUUCUACACCCAGCACCCCCGCCGGCGGCCCGAGGAGGCGGUGGAAGAUCCCGACGACGACGACGAGGACGACGAAGCGGACGAUGGCUUCUCCCUGGAGGAGGUGUUGCGCCUGGGAGGCACCAAGCAAGAUUACCUGAUGCUAGCAGCUUUGGAUGAGAAUGAAGAAGUAGUAGAUGGAGGGAAGAAGGGAGCCAUCGACGACCUUCAGCAAGGUGAGCUCGAAACUUUUGUCCGGAAUCUGAAUUUGGCCAAGUUUGCCAAAACGUGCUCCAUUGAGGAAGACAAAGAUGAUGGCGGGGAGCCAGCUCCAAAACAAGAGACUGAUAAAAAGGGGAAAAAAGCUGAUAAGAAAAAGCCGAAGGCAGUUGAAGGUGAAAAGACACCAACCGCUAAAGCGAAAACCAAGAAAAAGCCAGAGCCAGAUGUCACAAACACUGAGGCAGGCGCGGUCCCACCAGGAAGGCAAGAGAAGCAGCCGGACCCAUUCGAGUUCUGUGCGCGACAGACGUUGUUGCUCAAGCCUGGUGGCAAAUGGCACGAGCUGGAAUACAGUGGCGAGUUCUGCCUGGAGCCGCAGCUGCCUGAGCUGGUGGCCGGCUACCGGACCUUGGCCCAGCGGCUGUAUGAACACGAGAUCAGCUUGUACCAGGCACAGACACCUCACCAGAAGGGCACCGCCACCUGGAUGAAGGCCAUUGUGUCCGCAGGGACCCUGGGAGACCGACUGGCCGCCAUGACCCUCCUCAUCCAGGAUGAUGCGGUGCACACACUCGGGCUGCUGGAGACACUGGUGAACCUGGUGAAGAAAAAGGGCAGCAAGCAGCAGUGCCUGCUGGCGCUGGACACCGCCAAAGAGCUGCUCCUCACCCACCUGCUGCCUGACAGCCGCAAGCUGCGCCCCUUUACCCAGCGUCCCCUGGGCCGCCUCGAGCAACUCUGCAGCGGCAACAGGGAUGCCCGCGACCGCAGGCUGCUGCUGUGGCACUUCGAGCACCAGCUCAAGCACCUGGUGGCCGAGUUCGUGCAGGUCCUGGACACACUGGGCCACGACGCCCUGGUGGCCACCAAGACGCGCGCCUUGAGCGCUGCCCACGAGCUCCUGUGUCACAAGCCCGAGCAGGAGAAGGCGCUGCUCGGGCAGCUGGUGAACAAACUGGGCGACCCUCUGAACCGGGUGGCCGCGAGGGCCUCACACCUGCUAGAGACACUGCUGCGCCAGCACCCCAACAUGAAGGGGGUGGUGUGCAGCGAGGUGGAGCGGCUGCUGUUCCGGGCACACAUCAGUCCCAAGGCACAGUACUAUGCCGUGUGCUUCCUUGGCCAGACGGCCCUGUCACCCGAUGACGGCAGCCUGGCCAGCCGGCUGAUCACCGUGUACUUCUGCUUCUUCCGGACAUGCGUCAAGCAGAAGGACCUGGACUCCAAGAUGCUCGGUGCCCUCCUGACGGGCGUGAACCGGGCCUACCCCUACGCCCCGGCCGACGACGACAAGGUGCGGGAGCAGGUGGACACACUCUUCCGCGUGGUACAUGCUGUGAACUUCAGCACUGGCGUGCAGGCCCUGAUGCUGCUCUUCCAGGUCAUGAACUCCCAGCAGACCAUCUCUGACCGCUACUACGCGGCGCUCUACCGGAAGAUGCUGGACCCGGGGCUGCUGACUUGCUCCAAACCCGCCCUAUUCCUCAACCUCAUCUACAAGUCCCUAAAGGCUGAUGUGGUGCUACGGCGAGUUCGAGCCUUCAUCAAGCGGCUGCUGCAAGUAGUCUGUGGGCAGAUGCCCCCGUUUGCCUGCGGCGCCCUCUUUCUCGUGUCCGAGAUCCUCAAAGCCAAGCCAGCCCUUCGGAGUCAACUGGACCUCACGGAGGCUGACGAUGAAGAAAAGUUUGUUGACCUCGGAGAUGAGGAAGACACAGAACACUUCACCGACGCAGAUAAAGAGGCAGAAGCAGAGGCAGCAGUGAAGGCGGGAGAAACAGCGCCUGGAGAGCAGAUUGAACCCGAGAAGGCGGGGUCCGCGUCUUGGGUGCACGUUGAUAAUUUGAAAGGAGGGACGCGUCUGAACAGAUACGACCCGUUUAGUAGAAACCCCUUGUUCUGCGGCGCCGAAAAUACGAGUCUUUGGGAACUCAAAAAGCUGUCCGAGCAUUACCAUCCCUCCGUGGCCCUCUUUGCGAAGACCAUCCUUGAGGGAAAUUCGAUUCAGUACUCGGGGGACCCGCUGCAGGAUUUCACGCUCAUGAGAUUCUUGGAUCGCUUUGUUUACCGGAAUCCAAAGCCACAUAAAGGCAAAGAAAACACGGACAGUGUCGUGAUGCAGCCGAAAAGGAAGCAUUUCCUGAGUGAUGUCCACACACUUCCGGUCAACAGUCGGGAGUUCCUGGCGAGGGAAGAGAGCCAGAUCCCGGCGCACGAGGUGUUCUUCCACCGGUACUACAAGAAAGUUGCUGUUAAGCAGAAACAAAGGCAGAAUUCAGAUGAGGAAAGCAUUGAAGAUGUGGAUGACGACGAGUUUGAAAGGAUGAUCGACACAUUUGAAGAUGAUAAUUGCUUCAGUGCUGGGAAAGAUGACCUUGACUUCGCCAGCAAUGUGAAGAAGAAAAAGCAAGGAGCUAAAGGUGCGCCAGAGGAUGAGGACUCCGAGGCCAGUGAGGACGUCGAUGACCUGGACGAUGACGAGGUGUCCCUGGGAAGCCUGGGGGAGGAGGAGUUCUCCGAGCUCGGGGAAGAUGGUGGCACCUUCAUGGAUGCAUCAGAGGAGGACGAGGAGGAGGACGAGGAUGACGAAGGAGGUAAGCCCCAGGAGACAGCCCAACUUGUCAGCAGGAAGAAGGGCAAGAGGAAAGGGCCGCGUGAUUUCGACAUUGCUGGGUCGUUUCAGGGGCCAAAGAAAAAGAAGAAAGGCUUCGAUGACUCCAGCUUGUUCGUAUCUGCUGAGGAGUUUGGCCACUUGUUGGAUGAGAACGUGGGCUCCAAGUUCGACAACAUCGGCCUGAACGCGAUGGCCAACAAAGACAACGCCAGUUUCAAGCAGCUGCGGUGGGAAGCCGAGCGUGACGACUGGCUGCACGACCGAGACCCCAAGAGCAUCAUUCGGAGGAAGAAGAACUUCCGCAGGCGGCCAAGGGUCGCACACAAAGCCGGGAAGCAGAAGAAAACAGGCUUUGCUAAGGAAAGAGCCCGACUCACGUCUAACUCCUGCCGUUGAACCAUUUCUCUUGAUCCUGCUCUCGAAUGCCGUGCGUCCCAGAUUGCUCCAUGGAUUUGUAAUAAACUAGAAA
This is a messenger RNA of Suncus etruscus (white-toothed pygmy shrew), 3307 nucleotides long. RefSeq names its product CCAAT enhancer binding protein zeta (gene CEBPZ). The record is from RefSeq and is a predicted model, not a curated record. Gene Ontology annotation, cellular component: nucleus. Lineage: Eukaryota; Metazoa; Chordata; Mammalia; Eulipotyphla; Soricidae. Bases 1 to 3234 code for a protein of 1077 amino acids. The transcript is spliced from 16 exons.